AUGGCACACACGUUCCUGUACGACUUACAUUUAUUUAGCAUUUUAGGAUAUCAUUAGGAGAAGUACAUGUAGAAGGUUAUACAACCAUGGCGUUCCUCAAGAAAAUAUUUGGCCCAAGGAAAAAGUCUCAGUCCGAGGAGAUAUCCAAUGAAAUCGAAAAUAUCAAUUCCAUAUCUGGACCUUAUAACUUUAAAAAGGGUCUACACAUAGGUUUUGAUGCAGAAAAAGGGCAGUUUGUCCACCUCCCUGAUACUUGGGGACGUCUUCUUGAUUCAACAAUCAGUAGCACAAACACACAGCAAUGUCAAGUUUAAAAAAUUUGUUCAAAAGUAAAAAGAAAAUUCGGGAUUCGGAGGCCAGUGAAAUUUCAGGGCCGAUUCCUGGGACAGUUAAACAUAAUGUUCAUGUUAAAUUUGAUGCUCAAUCAGGGAUGUUUGAUGGUUUGCCAGGGCCAUGGGAAAUGUGGCUUGAGCGUUCUAACAUCAGUAAAACUGAACAGACUGAGAACCCAGAUGCUGUAAUACAUGCCCUGAAGUACUAUGAGAAGUCAAUUAAGAGGCCCCAAAAUGAGAAGACUGUCAAGUAUAUCAUGGGAAGUGUGGAGAGCUUGGAAGAACUGGAUAGAGAUGAUGAGACUGAGGACACUGCUGAAUCUGCCACACCAACGAUACACGAGACUGAGGAAAUCCCAGAGGAACCAACAACACCACCCAAAGAUGCAAAACCAGACCUUCCACCAAAAGUUAAGAAUAAAGAGGAAACCAAGGAGGAGGAAGAGGACCUGGAAUAUGAGAACAUACCAAAAGAUAUUGCAAAAGUGAAAAUAAGUGAAGACACCCCACCUACUAAACCUGAAUUAGCAAAACCCACUCCACCAUUGAAGCGCAAGAAGACUUUCAAGAAAAAGAUGACUGAGUCUCAAAUAAUGGAUGGCCUGAGAGGUGUAUGCAGUCCAGGGGCACCUAAAGAUAAAUAUAAAAUUAACAAAAAAGUUGGCUCAGGGGCAUCUGGCACAGUGUGCGAAGCUGUGGACACAUCCAAUGGCCACAUAGUAGCAAUAAAGAUGAUGGACCUGGAGAAUCAGCCCAAGAAGGAGCUCAUCAUUACUGAGAUUGAAGUCAUGAAAGGUUACCAACACCCCAAUAUUGUCAACUUCCUGGAUAGCUACCUUGUAGAUGGCGAACUGUGGGUUGUCAUGGAAUAUUUGGAGGGAGGCGCCCUCACUGAUGUAGUGACAGAAACAAUAAUGCAGGAGUCUCAAAUUGCGGCUGUCUGCCAUGAAUGUCUUGCUGCUCUCAAAUACCUUCAUGAGAGAGAUAUCAUCCACAGGGACAUCAAGAGUGACAAUGUGCUGCUUGGAAUGAAUGGAGAAGUCAAGCUGACUGACUUUGGCUUUUGUGCACAAAUAACUGCAGAGAGGGACAAGAGGAACACCAUGGUGGGCACUCCUUAUUGGAUGGCACCCGAGGUGGUGACCAGGAAGCACUAUGGUAACAAGGUUGACAUCUGGUCUCUAGGAAUCAUGGUGAUUGAAAUGAUUGAGGGAGAACCACCAUAUCUAAAUGAAACCCCACUUAGGGCGCUCUAUCUUAUUGCAAACAAUGGGAAACCCGAGAUAAAAAAUACAAGCAAGAUGUCCAAAGAACUUUUAGACUUUCUUAACAAAUCUUUAGAAGUAGAUGUAGAUAAAAGGGGUAGUGCGGCAGAACUUUUGGAACAUCCAUUCCUGAAAAAGAGAGCACAAUUGACCACUUUACGACCUCUUAUUGUUGCCGCUAAGGAAUCCACAGGAAAUUGAGAAUAUCAUGGGAACAAUGACUUACCUGUAAAACCGCAGUGUGCUCAACAUAGACAGUUACAUCUGAUGUAUGUAGCAUAGUGGACCAUAUUCUAUUGUAUAAAUACAUGGUAAACUUAGGGGCUAUGUCAACGAUGUUGCCUCAACAUGUUAAUUCAAUUCACUCAUUUUUAAUUGUUUACCAGCACACUAUUGCUUAUCACUAUUUCCUUGAUCCAAUAAUCAUUCAUUACUAUCAUGAUAAUGAUGAAUAACUAUCACGAUAAUUGCAUUGUUACUUCUCAUUGCAUUACUGUCAUGAUAGUAAAACAUGAUUAUCAUGCUUAUCAUUAAUGUCAUCAUUACCACAUAUAACUAUCAUGAUAAUCCUGCAUUACUAUCAUAAUAAUCAUCAAGACUUGAAAGUACAUAUAACAUCACCCUUUAUAAAGUUUGUAUAUUAUACUCUAAGUAAAAUAUCAU
Owenia fusiformis is the source of this 2260-nucleotide messenger RNA. The record is from the annotation of a GenBank genome assembly. NCBI's taxonomy places the organism in Eukaryota, Metazoa, Annelida, Polychaeta, Sabellida, Oweniidae.